Penicillium odoratum is the source of this 642-nucleotide messenger RNA. RefSeq lists its product as uncharacterized. Gene Ontology annotation, biological process: regulation of DNA-templated transcription. Lineage: Eukaryota; Fungi; Ascomycota; Eurotiomycetes; Eurotiales; Aspergillaceae. The transcript is spliced from 2 exons. The record is from RefSeq and is a predicted model, not a curated record. Bases 1 to 642 code for a protein of 213 amino acids. Gene Ontology annotation, molecular function: transcription coregulator activity; protein binding. Gene Ontology annotation, cellular component: histone deacetylase complex.
AUGGCACCCCCGCGCCAGCGCACCACUGCUAUAGUGGACGACUCCAGGUCCGAAGCUUCCAGCGGUACAAGAGAAUACAAAUCAACAGCCCCGAGAAGCAGAAAAACAGGCCCAGCCAAGGAAAAGGCAUCUGUGACUAGUGUGCCAGUUACCCAAGAGCCUGAUGACCAACAACCAAGGGUCCCCUGGUCCGACCUCCCCCUCGACAUCCUCCACGCCUACCGCCACGUCCACAAACUCCCCACCCCCUCAGCCUUCUCAAACGAUUAUUCCCGCAUUGUCCUCUCCCAAGGUGUUGGUCUCCUCUCCCCAACAGCCCUCGCCGCUCGCCGCGCAAACACAAUCACGACUACAAACCAAAACAACCCCUCAACCACCUCCUCCCGCCACAACCACUCCUCACACGCUGGCACAGGCACAGGAAGUGGAAGCGGUAGUGGAAGUGGCAGCGAACGCGAACAAUAUACGCCAUUGCGUCGGAUAAUCGGACAAGACCGCGUGAGCAAAGAUGCUUUUGCGCUUGUGGUGCGGAAACACUUUAAUAGUGCGGGGUUAUCGGAGCAGGAGAGCAUUGCGCGGUUUCUGUAUACUGUGCGUGAAGAGCGGAGGGGAAGACAGUUUCGAUUGCGGUUUCAGCCGUAG